This is a messenger RNA of Galleria mellonella (greater wax moth), 5387 nucleotides long. RefSeq lists its product as uncharacterized. NCBI's taxonomy places the organism in Eukaryota, Metazoa, Arthropoda, Insecta, Lepidoptera, Pyralidae. The record is from RefSeq and is a predicted model, not a curated record. The coding region runs from base 469 to 5064 and encodes 1531 amino acids. The transcript has 2 exons.
UGUGAAGCAAAUUGCGACGACCCAUUAAUCAGCAGCCACAUUCACGUCAUUCGUCACAAUUGAAUUGCCUUUCAUAUACCGUUACCUCUUCAUUUUCAUAUAUAUAUAUACAUUCCAAAUAUUGUAAAUUUAUAUAGUUUCAAUAUUAAAAUCAUAAUUACAACAACAAUUCGUUAUUUACUGCCAAUCCAGUAAACUUAAAUUCGAACUACCCAAGGCAAGGGCAAACCAACACACACAUGCCCAAAUAUAUGGUCAACUUCGAGCCUCAUCUGCGUAUCCUGGAUCAGCUGAAAUACCUGUCAGGUUGGUCGUUCCUUUUUCUCCCAUCUUUAUUUUCAUUUGUGCUAUUAUCGUACUGUGCUUUAAUACGAGUUUAUUAAAUUUGUUCAUUUUUCGUUCUACCUACAUAUCUACCUGCUCGUAAAAAACCGUAAGUAAUUUUCUAACUUCUAAUAAUUCGCUAAAAUGAGUAACGAGGACUAUUUUACUGAAGCUGAAUCAGACAAUUCGUCUAGUUUAAGUGAGCUUAAAAAACAGCGAGGUACUUUAAAGGGACGAUUAACUUUAUUUGAGAAGUACCUUAAUAAAUUAAGUAAUGUUACUUUGUCUGAAAAACAACAAGCAGAACUACUAUUGCGUAUAGAAUCAGUGUCAAAUUUAUUCAAUUCUUUUAAUGAAAUACAAGAGCAAAUCGAACAAUUAUGUAGCAGUUCAGAAUUACCUAAACAAUUGGAAUACAGAGAAUACUUUGAAAAUUUAUAUUUUGAUAUGAUGUCUGCUGCUAAGUGUUUUAUUAAAGUGGACACAGACAAAAGUGAGAGUUCUAAAUGUUCACACGCGUCCAUUAGUAAUAAUUCAGUCUCAGUUAAGCUGCCUGAGAUCAGGCUAGCCGUAUUUGACGGUUCUUACGACCAUUGGCUCGAGUACAAACAUUCUUAUUUAUCUAUGAUUCACAAACGUAGUGAUUUAGAUGCGAUUCAAAAAUUUCAUUAUUUGAAAUCCUCGCUCAGGGGUUCUGCACUUGAAGUUAUUAGUGCAUUGGAAUUCACCGCUGUUAAUUAUACCCACGCAUGGGAAUUAUUAGAGAGUAGGUAUCAUAAUAACCGUUUAUUGAUCCACAAUCACGUUAAAUCUUUAUUUACUGCACAGUCUAUUAAUAAAGAGUCACCAAUGCAAAUUAGAAAGUUAAUCGAUGUUGUGUUACGUAACCUUCGGGCUCUUAAAUCACUAGACGAACCGACAGACUCGUGGGAUACAUUAAUCAUUUAUAUAAUGGUGUCUAAAUUAGAUACCUCCACAGAACGAGAAUGGGAAAACCAUAAAGGUACCUUAUUUUCUAAUUCGCAAAAGGGUAAAAUAAAAUUAGAGGAUUUAUUAAUUUUUUUACGAAAUCGUGCCGACAUGUUGGACAUGGUUCAUAACAGCAAUUCACGCAAACCACAAAGUCAUUUGUCUAAUUCUAAUAAGUCAUUCGAUAAUAAUAAUAAUAUUAGUAGACGGCAGACAAAUGUCAUACCACAAGUUCAGCAAUCGCAUAGUUUCGUGUCUACGCGUAAAUACAGUACAUCCGACAGGCCGAUGCGUCAAUGUGCGUUGUGCGGUAAUAUGCAUUCGUUAUACGCUUGUAUUAAAUUUCUUAACUUACCAGUUCAAGAGAGAAUUAAAUUUAUUAAUGAGAAAAAAUUAUGUUGUAAUUGUUUACGUUCGGGACAUUCGGUUUUAGAGUGUAAUUUCGGUCCGUGCAAGCAAUGUCAGAAAAAACAUAAUAGUUUAUUACAUAAUGAAAGUGUCUACAUUGCGUCUACGCCUGUUUCACCAGUGACCAGUGCGCAUAAUUCACAGUCAGCUGAUAAAGGGCAGGUCUCAGUAGUAUCACACGCAAUGAACUUUAUAAAUCAUGCUCAGUCAUCAAAUGACAAGGAACCUUCCAUAUCACUGUCACAAGUGUUAUUGUCCACUGCUCUUGAGGUAAUGGAUAAUAACAACAAAUAUCACACAGCCCGAGCGUUGUUAGACAGUGGUAGUCAAAAUUGUUUUGUAUCAUCAAAGCUAUGCGAAUUUUUAAACGUAUCGAUUAUACAGUCCACUAUACACAUAUCUGGCGUGGGACAUACAGUCUCACAAUCAAAUAAAUUAUGCGAUAUUAAUAUGCGAUCGAAAACGAACGAAUAUAAUACGAGUACACGAAUAAAAUGUUUCAUAUUGCCAUGCAUCACGUCUAGCUUGCCGUCCACUCAUAUUGACAGUGCCACACUAAGUAUUCCAGACGAUAUCUGUCUCGCGGAUCCUACUUUUAAUUCACCAUCAGCGAUCGACCUGCUGAUAGGUGCAGACGUAUUUUGGGACUUGUUGGACGAAGGUCGACUUCGAUUACCUAGCGGACCAUAUCUACAGAAGUCUAAGUUGGGAUGGUUACUUUCAGGUCCUUUAUUAAUUCCUAAUAAUAACUUGCACAGUAAUAAAGUAAUUCAGUGUAAUUUUGCUCAAAUGUCCUCACUCGAUAUACAACUGCGUAAGUUCUGGGAACUGGAAGAAGUCAGUGGAUCGAAGAAUCUUCUCACUGAAGACGAACGUCAGUGUGAGGAGUCCUUUAUUAACACGACAAAGCGAGACAGCAAUGGCAGAUUUGCAGUUCGAAUCCCAUUAAAGGAAUCGGCGGACGCGCUUGGUGAUUCAUAUGAAAAAGCCAAGUCACGUUUUCUUUCAUUAGAGCGCAAGUUAAACAAGUCACCUAAAUAUAAAGAGAUGUACGUUAAUUUUAUGCGCGAAUACAUUAACUUAAAUCACAUGACUCCAAUUAAAGAGUACACUCAACCCUGUUAUUUUCUUCCUCAUCAUGGGGUGUUUAGGGAACAUAGCAUCACUACAAAAUUACGUGUAGUGUUUGAUGCUAGUGCCACAACUACGACAAAUAAGUCGUUAAACGACAUACAGCGAAUAGGGCCACCAUUACAAAACGACAUCUUCUCCAUUUUACUUCGUUUUCGUAGUUAUAAGUACGUAGCGUGCGCAGACGUGGAAAAAAUGUAUCGUCAAAUUUUGAUUCAAAACGAUCAGCGUACACUGCAACUUAUAUUGUGGCGGGAAAAUUCUACGGACGAAUUAGUUGUAUAUCAAUUAAAUACGGUAACGUACGGGACGGCUUCGGCUCCCUACCUGAGCAUGCGUUGCCUGCGUCAACUGGCAUAUGAAACUACUGAUGAUGUUAUUGCUAGGGUCAUCAUCGAAGACUUUUUUGUCGAUGAUUUAAUCACUGGUGAUGAUGAUCCCGUAAUUUUGUCUAAUAUAUGCGAAAAUGUUUCGACUGUAUUAAAAUCAGGUUGCUUUCCGUUACGAAAAUGGACAUUCAACCAUGACGUAAACAUAAAAACAUCUAAAGAAUUAGCAAUUGGAGAAUAUUGUCAAAAUAAAACACUAGGACUAGGUUGGCAAGUCGACAAAGAUGAACUCCAUUUUACUACGAGUUUGGAAAAUAAGCCUAUCAUCACAAAACGCACUAUUAUGUCAAUCAUUUCGCAAAUAUAUGAUCCUUUAGGACUUUUAUCUCCGACUAUAAUUAUUGCAAAGAUAAUGUUACAAAAAUUAUGGUUGCUCAAAAUCGAUUGGGACGAUGUGGUUCCCAUCGACAUAGAAUGUCAAUGGAAUCAAUUUUUAAAUACGUUAUCACAUCUGCCCGAAUUACGUAUACCUCGCUAUGUCAUGAGUGAAGAUAAACAAACUUGUGAACUGCACAUUUUUACCGACGCCUCACAAGACGCAUAUGGCGCUUGUGCGUACAUACGUACUUAUAAUAGUGACAGUGAUUUGCCUAUAACUAUUAAAUUGUUAUGUGCGAAAAGCAAAAUUGCACCGGUAAAAACUGUGUGCACUAUCCCGCGACUUGAGUUGUGCGGAGCAUUACUAGGUGCGCGGUUGUAUCAUAAAAUAAUCAAUUCACUUAGAUUAACAUUCACAAGAAUAAUUUUCUGGACGGACUCCACUAUUGUUAUCGGUUGGCUUAGAAUGUCACCUUAUAAUUUGAAGACAUUUGUUCAAAACCGUGUAUCACAGAUUAAUGAACUUACGGGUGAUGCAGUGUGGUUGCAUAUAGACGGCAAGAGCAACCCUGCUGAUAUCGUGUCGAGAGGCCUUACAUUAAAUAAACUUAAACAUAAUGAAUUAUGGUGGCACGGGCCAUUAUUUUUGCGAGACCGUAAUUUAACUUAUUCAAAUAAUAUUUUUAUAGAUCAAACUCAAUUACCCGAAGUUAAGACUCAACAUAUUAGCAUGGUAUGUAAUGAAUUAAAUUAUAACAACGAACUGGUUGAUUUUAACAGAUUCUCGUCAUUCAAUCGAUUACGACGCGCCGGUGCAUAUGUAUUGCGUUUUGUAAAUAAUAUUCGAGUGAGUAAGCUACAUCGUACUGUUGGUCCUUUAUCUACCAAUGAAUUAAAUGCGUCAGUUAUUAUGCUGACACAGCUCGCGCAAUCACAAUCCUUUUCUGAGGAGUAUAGUGAUUUAGUUAAGCGAUCAGUAGUAAAGGCAAAAAGAUUGAUUGGUUUAAAUAUUUUCGUGGACGAAAACAAAUUAAUCCGCGUUGGAGGAAGGUUACGGAACUCGCCCCACUUCGAUAAUGAUAAAAAACACCCAGUCUUAUUGUGUAACCCCAAUGACCUUCAAGCCCUCACUCCCGCUCACUUCCUCAUCGGCCGACCUUUGACAGCGCCGGCCACUAGAGACGUAACUGACAAGCCAACUCACCGCUUGCUGCGCUACGACGUGAUUGAGCAGAUGAGACAGCACUUUUGGAGACGAUGGGCAAAAGAAUACGUCUCGGAAUUACAAUCAAGAUCUAAAUGGAAGACUAACCAGAGCGAGGUUGAACUCAAUAAACUCGUUCUCAUUAAAGAUGAUAACCUGCCUCCACUGCAAUGGAAGUUAGGCAGGAUAAUACGUAUUUAUCCCGGGACCGAUGGUAUAUCGAGAGUAGCAGAUCUUCUUACUUCAUCUGGAACUACACGAAGAGCCUUUUCGAAGAUCUGUCCAUUACCCGUAGAAGCUGAUACCGCAGCAUCUAUUUAAUCUUUUGGAACCUGCUGCUUCCAAGGCGGGGCCCAUGUUACUGCAUAAUCUAUGGUUGCUGAAAGGAGCGUGAAGUGUGAAGCAAAUUGCGACGACCCAUUAAUCAGCAGCCACAUUCACGUCAUUCGUCACAAUUGAAUUGCCUUUCAUAUACCGUUACCUCUUCAUUUUCAUAUAUAUAUAUACAUUCCAAAUAUUGUAAAUUUAUAUAGUUUCAAUAUUAAAAUCAUAAUUACAACAACAAUUCGUUAUUUACUGCCAAUCCAGUAAACUUAAAUUCGAACUACCCAAGGCAAGGGCAAACCAACACACACAUGCCCAAA